CCACCAGUGAUUCCGAAUGCUUGUCCUGCUGUCAUUGUCACGGCAUGUUGCCAUUGUAUUCUACUUUCUGAAAAUGGAUUAUUUUCUUAUGUGAACGAAGCUUUUUUUCUCGCAAUGGCCAAACUUUUUACGCUUUAAACAAGCAGUGUUUCUUACGCACUUAGAUUGAAAUUUAACUCAAAGAUAUGAAUUGAGUAAUAUUUAAAAAAAAUUCUUGCACUGCGCUGAAGUGGUAUAUAGCAGCGUCGGAAAGCUUUGCGGAACUGCGUUGAGUGCAAACGGAUAAGCGAAGCGGCAGUGUUUUGAGAACAGAUGGCAAGUAUAGCCUGUGAGGUCCCUCUCUUGUAACCUCGAUGGUCGUCCAUCCGUAGUUUUCCUCACCCUUGAGUGUGCUGGGGGUGCGUUCUGGUCAAGAUGAUCGCUGUUACAACAAAUCUGAAAUCAGGUUAGGGCAAGGGGAACAUAUAUACUAUAUUAGAAUUAAGCAUGUUGACAAAACGUUCCUGGGACCUACUGGUCGUCGGUUAUUGACACAACACAAACCGAGACAUUCACAGUGGCUUGCUGAGAACUGUAGUAAACAUCCUGACCAUCUUUGAUCGCAAGUUGGGUUGAAGUUAUAAUGGGGCUGGUACUAAAGGACAGCAUACACUUGACAACACUUCAUGGAGAAUCCGAAGUACAGCUGCUGUUUGGAGACAUCACACAACUUUCCCCAGCAGAAAAAGUUGACUUCAUAUUUGUAUCUGCUUUUCCAGGGGAUUAUUCGGCUGUACCAGGCACACUCAUUGGAGCAUUGGCCACAAAGCUUGGACUUUCAGUUCGGAAUUUGGCCAAAAAUAAGGAUGUUGAUCUUCGCGUCAACUUUAAUUGUUGGGUUUCAGGAUACCUUCCUGAUAAUAUGCCUUUUAAUCGUCUUGUUUGCUUUGAGAGCUGGGCCAACUGGGUCAAAGAUGAAGAGGAUGAAAAACUGCCUGCUCAGAUUAGUUCCAUAUUUCGAGCAAUGAUGCCAAUUUUUAAUGACAAAGAAAUGACAGUCAUAACACCUCUAUUAGCUGCAGGAAACCAGGGACAUGCUGAGGACCUAGCUCUAAGGUCAAUAGUUACUGCCUCCUGUAACUGGAUCAGGGCAGGCCUACCUCUGAAGUGUCUGAAGAUAGUGGUGUACACAAACAAUCCUGCUUCUUUAUCUCCUGCCCAAAAUGAUCUUCUUGAAAUAUUUUCCAAGCUCCAGAAGAAAUGGAAGGAUAUUGAACAAACAAAAAGUAAUUAUUACUUUAUAGUUUACCGAUUCAAAUUCUUUCAUAAGAACCCAAGUCAAGAAGAAAAGAAGUAUGAUGUCUGCAUUUCAUUUUGCAAGGAAGACAACACCUUAGCUGAGCAAAUCAGAAAAGGACUACAGAAAUUUGACAGUAGCAUUGUUGUCUAUUCAGAAGACCUUGUUCAUGACUAUGGGCAAGUCUGGCAAGAGGAAAUCUUUGACAUAAUGAUUCACUCACGCAGAGUUGUAGCAGUUUUAACCCCUGACUACAUUGCACAGUCAGAAUGCUUGGAACAGUACAACAUUGCACUUUGCUGCAACCGUCUGACUAGCCGAGACAUAUUAACCCCAUUUUAUAUGAAAACAGUUGACAUGCUUCCAUCAUAUAUGACCCUUGUACAAUACACAGAAUGCAGGGUAAGACAUGAUGGAGAGACUGCAGAGGGGAAGAUUAUUACAGCCUGUUCCUUGUUGAUCAAGCAUUUGGAUGCUGACAUGCAGACUGAACCCACUAGUAAGACAAGCCAUCACAAUCAAGACGAAAUGAACAGCAACUAUGAUGUGUUCAUCUCUUAUGCUCACAAGAAUCCUGAGCUACCUCAUCACUUGCACAGAGCUCUACAGGAUGCUGAUCCUGAUAUGAAGAUUUUUUUUGACACGAGCGAAUUAAGGGCAGGUAAAAUUUGGCAAGAAGCACUGUAUGAAGCAGUGGAUCAGGCAAAAUGUGUUAUAGCCAUGUUGAGUUCAGCAUAUUUCAACUCUACAGUAUGCCAGGAAGAGUAUAACAUUGCACUGGCACGCUUCUUGUCGCAGGAUGGAAUCAUUCUGAUCCCAGUGCUUGCAGAAGAAGAUGUUGAGGAAAUUCCAGCUUCAUUCUCUGUUGUCCCUAUCCUAGACAUGAGGAGUUCCAGACGUGCAGAUCAAAUCACCUUGGCCAGAAUCAUUGACAAAUGGCUUUGUUAUAAAAAGCCAGACCUCAGGUUUUCACGACCCUCACAUCCAUUACCAUUUCAAAAUGUCUUGGAGGCAUGGCGUAUGAAAGACUUCAACAACCGCUUCAUCUUCAAUGAGGUGAAAAUGCACAAGACUGUUUUAAGCAUGCAGCCAUUUUGUCUAAACUGCUUGCAUCUGAUGUCUCAUGUGACUUCCUUUCUUCUCAAACAAACUUCUAAAAUGCCAAAAAUACAAGCAGUGGACUCGGCAGACAUAGUGGUGACAUUUGUGUCAGACGACUACAUGGCCUCUGUGCAGCAUCGCCAUGAGCUUCAUACUGCUUUGUGUCGACAACGGAUGACGAAGGAUAGAAGAGUGCUAUACCUCAUCCAAGCCAACCACACCAAACACCUGCCAACAUAUGCUCAUAUCCUCCCUCACAGCAUCAACAUUGGGGACAACAUCUGGAUGCGCAUGAGUAAAAAAAUGCCAGAGGCAUCUGAAAAGAUUCUUGUUGACCUCUUUGAAGGUCGAAGCACAUUUUCCUGUAAGGGGCAUGAAAAACUAGCCCUUUCAACAGCAGCUCUGGACAUAAUGGAAAAACUCUCAGAAGGGUCUAAAGCCACAGGCAGUGGAAUGGCCCACCAACAUUGUAAACUUACUGCAGCUGAGGCAUCAUGCAGAGGCUAGAUGUGUUUCUCUAGAACAGUGUCUUAUUCCUUUGGGAGUCAUCAGUGAAACAUUUCAUGAUGGUAUAAAGGAGCCAAGUCCUUCGGCAACACCAGAUAAGGCCCUGGCAAAUGACAUAUCAAGGGCAAGUGUCAAGCAGUCUUCUGAAAAUGAAAAUAUUUCUACCACUAGCUCAGCUACACACAAGGAAAAAAAGGCGAAGAAGGUCGUCGACAUGUGCUGUGCUUUAAAGAAUGCUUGUGCAAACUAUUUAAGAAACAGGUCUCUUCUGGAGAUCUUCCCAUCUAUAUUAUCAUCCUGACUCACCUGGCUUCUUUAUCUGUAUUUUUGUAAUGGAUAAGCUUUUCACACUUUUGCCAACUCAGAAACUUAGCCACCAUCAUAUGGCAAAGCAGCCAGCCUUAUAUCAAAAGGAGAUGCAAAAAUGUGGACAGCACAGACCUGCUUUUUGCAAGUGGGGAAACCCCAGUAUCCUGAUUCUUGAAUAAGCUACAAUCAAUCGCCAUGACAACUAUGUGUGAGAGCAAUAAUGCUUGAGUAUUAGUGGUGUUGGCAGCUACUUGUGCACUGACAAGUGUUUCGCAGAGAGAUGAGAGACUUCUGUCUUGAUUUCCUUGCACUCUGACCAUGUGGUAUAAAGAUUCCUUUACAACACUUUCAGCAUAAGCCUGUCUGUUCAAAUGUUAAGUAAAAUUCAGCAUCAGACCACUCAAGUCACUCACAAUACUGAUGUCUGAUACUUGUCCACCAAAUCCAGGACUGUACAGAGCUGGGUACAAGAUGAGCAAUGACAUUUUACAAGCCAGAUAAAAGGGUUAGAGUUACGGUGAGGGUUUGGGUUAGGUGUAGGGAGUUUUUUUGUUUCAGGGUGUCAUGGCAUCCAUAACAACUUAUCUCAGUGGCUUGUGAACCCUUCUUGUUCCCAGAGCUGAAAACCAGAAACCGGUACAGCAAGCAGUUGGCAUGUUACUUAGCUGACUAAUCAUACCUCAAACAUAAAGAAUUUGCCCUGGGGUCCAAGUCUGGAAGUAUGCACAACCUGUUCAAUCCUUCUGUGGCACAGUGAACUUUCCCUGAUUGAUGUAAUUGUGGCAUGAAUAGUUGCUUUGUAGUAGUCUUGAGGGAGGUAAAGGAGUGAAAUAUAGGCAUUAGCUUCAUAAAAGGCUGCUGGCCCCCAAAAAUGUGUGGUCUUCAAUGCCUUAAUCCCUAGCAACUGGAAGGUCAACUCAUUCAAUACGAGCGUAUCAAUGCAAUUGAGCUUUAGCUAUGAAGACUUUUCCAUUUGUGGGUGCAAACUGUGUAGCAAAAGUUAAGGAUUUACCUUUUAGUCCGUUAUUCUUUGACACUUACUUUAUAUAAAAAGGUCAUUACAUUAUGGCCGCUUAUAUAAAAUGUUCAUAGGUGUUAUUUUUCUGAGAUUUCAUUGAUAAUUCUUUACAAAAUGAUAGAUUACUUGAAUGCUCAAUAAUAGAAGGGCC
Molecule: messenger RNA, 4362 nt
Organism: Pomacea canaliculata
Lineage: Eukaryota; Metazoa; Mollusca; Gastropoda; Architaenioglossa; Ampullariidae
Exons: 15
Coding region: 623-2884 (753 amino acids)
Biological process (GO): signal transduction
Source: RefSeq, a predicted model, not a curated record